AUGAAGGAGCCCAUUUCUGUCAGCGCCCUGGCAGAUGACCAUCACUGGACUGGAGCCAAAGGUAACCCUUUUGGUGACAGAAGAAAGGAGCCAGAAGAAAUGGCAAAGCACAUGUGUGUCAAAGAAGGCUGUGACUCAAACCAUCUGGGCACAAAGGCAGUUGUUAAAAACACAGGAGAACGGCAACCAGAAUGUGCAAAAGUCUUCUAUGCUGCGGGUGCUAAGCUAGUGCUCUGUGGCCGGAAUGGGGAGGCCUUGGAAGAGCUUGCCAGAGAACUCUUUACUUCUCCUGCCACCAAGGUGCAGACCCACAAGCCUUACGCAGUGACCUUCGACCUCGCAGAACCUGAGACCACAGUUGCAGCAGCAGCAGAGAUCUUGCAGUGCUUUGGCCAUGUGGACAUACUCAUCAACAACGCUGGGAUCAGCUACCGUGGUGCCAUCAUGGACACCACCGUGGAUGUCGACAAGCGGGUCAUGGAGACAAACUACUUUGGCCCAGUUGCUCUAACGAAAGACGCGGCCUCCAAGCAUGCAAUGCAGGCAUUUUUUGACUGUCUGCGUGCAGAGAUGGAACAGUAUCAAAUUGAGGUGACUGUCGUCAGCCCCGGCUACAUCCAUACCAACCUGUCUCUGAAUGCCAUCACCGCCGAUGGGUCCAGAUAUGGAGUUAUGGACAAGACCACAGCCCAAGGACGAAGCCCUGAAGAAGUGGCCCAAGAUGUCCUUGCUGCUGUGGGGAGGAAGAAGGAAGAUGUGAUCCUGGCCGGUCUGCUGCCCUCUUUGGUCAUUUAUCUUCGAACUCUGGCUCCUGGGCUCUUCUUCAGCCUUAUGGCCUGCAGGGCCAGAAAAGAGGGUAAAUCCAAGAACUCCUAGUGCUGUGUCAGAUCCAAUAUAAAAGAGCUGGGGCAGAGAAGCCACCACUGCAGGGGACAUCUGCAUUUGUUGAGGCUUAAUGGAGAUCUGUCUCACAGUGGGAAAGAUGGCAGAAACCCUUCUCAGCAGACCCCUGCUGGCAGAGAAGGGCAACCAACACAGGCAGCAAGCUUCUUUCCAGGGGGGAGGGGUAACACUUAAGAAACUAAAAAUAUGAAAUAAAUGAACAGUAAGAGAGUCCUCAAGGA
Molecule: messenger RNA, 1124 nt
Organism: Nycticebus coucang (slow loris)
Lineage: Eukaryota; Metazoa; Chordata; Mammalia; Primates; Lorisidae
Product: dehydrogenase/reductase SDR family member 7B-like
Exons: 3
Coding region: 1-876 (291 amino acids)
Cellular component (GO): membrane
Source: RefSeq, a predicted model, not a curated record